This is a messenger RNA of Funneliformis geosporum, 199 nucleotides long. The record is from the annotation of a GenBank genome assembly. NCBI's taxonomy places the organism in Eukaryota, Fungi, Glomeromycota, Glomeromycetes, Glomerales, Glomeraceae.
AUGAGUGAAGACGAAAGUGAAUUGGAUGAUUUAACUAUUUCUGAAACUUUUGAAAAUUAUUCGUUGCUGAAAUAUGAACCAUAUCAAGAUGAAGAAGAGAAAUGUCCUAUCAGUGUUCUAACUAUGUUUCAUGAUAACACUCCUGAGACUGCAACAGAUUCUCUAAUAAAAUUUAUGAAAUUAGUUCUAAUUGAAAUCG